Molecule: messenger RNA, 1681 nt
Organism: Meriones unguiculatus (Mongolian gerbil)
Lineage: Eukaryota; Metazoa; Chordata; Mammalia; Rodentia; Muridae
Gene: Mmp27
Product: matrix metallopeptidase 27
Exons: 10
Coding region: 144-1676 (510 amino acids)
Biological process (GO): extracellular matrix organization; collagen catabolic process; proteolysis
Cellular component (GO): extracellular matrix
Molecular function (GO): metalloendopeptidase activity; zinc ion binding
Source: RefSeq, a predicted model, not a curated record
UUAUCUAAGGGGGAAAUGUCAUGAGACACUUCAUGGCAAGUGUCCUUCGCUGUUAUUAAUUAAAUGAAUACUCAUGCCACGUCUCACUGUGGACUUUCUAAAUGCCAAGCUAACAGGAACAAGCUUUAGCGAAAGAGACAGGAAUGAAGCAACUUCUGCCUCUGGUGUUUAAUUUUAUAACACUUUCCUCUGCCUUUCCUCCCGACCUAAAGGACAAAAAUGAGGAAGACAACCAGCUGGCCCAGGCGUAUCUCAACCAGUUCUACUCUCUUGAAAUAGAAGGAAGCCAUCUUGUCCAAGGCAAGAACAGGAGUCUCUUAGAUGGCAAAAUUCGGGAAAUGCAGGCAUUUUUUGGGUUGGCAGUGACCGGAAAACUGGACUCAGCCACUCUUGAGAUCAUGAAGGUGCCGAGGUGUGGUGUGCCCGAUGUGGGGCAGUAUGGCUACACACUCCCCGGGUGGAGGAAGCACAGUCUUACCUACAGAAUAAUGAACUACACUCCUGAUAUGGCCCGGGCUGAUGUGGAUGAGGCUAUUCAGAAAGCUCUAGAAGUUUGGAGCAAGGUCACUCCAUUGACAUUCACCAAGGUCUCCAGGGGUAUUGCAGACAUCAUGAUAGCCUUUAGGACCGGAGCCCAUGGCUGGUGUCCUCGUUAUUUUGACGGUCCUUUGGGAGUCCUCGGCCAUGCCUUUCCUCCUGGUCUGGGUCUAGGUGGUGACACUCACUUUGAUGAAGAUGAAAACUGGACAGCCAAGGAUGGGGACGGGUUCAACUUGUUCCUUGUGGCUGCUCAUGAAUUUGGCCACUCUCUGGGGCUCUCUCACUCCAGUGAUCAAACAGCUUUGAUGUUUCCCAAUUACGUCUCCCUGGAUCCUCGCAAAUACCCCCUUUCUCAGGAUGAUGUUGAAGGCAUCCAGUCCAUCUAUGGAAGUCCACCUAACGUACCCACCAAGCCAAAUGGAAACCCUGAAUACACCUGUGACCCCAGUUUGAAUUUUGAUGCUAUCACUACCUUCCGCAGAGAAGUAAUUUUCUUUAAAGGCAGGCACUUGUGGCGCCUCUACUCUGGCAUUGCUGAUGUUGAGUUUGAGCUGAUUUCUUCCUUCUGGCCAUCUCUGCCAGCUGGUCUUCAAGCAGCCUAUGAAAGCCCCAGAGAUGAGAUCCUUGUUUUUAAAGAUGAAAAUUUCUGGGUGAUCAGGGGGUAUGCUGUCUUGCCUGAUUACCCUAAAUCCAUCCACACACUCGGCUUCCCAAGAAGUGUGAAGAAAAUUGAUGCAGCUGUCUGUGACCAUGACACAAGGAAAACUUUCUUUUUUGUGGGCAUCUGGUGCUGGAGGUAUGAUGAGGUGGCACAAGCCAUGGACAGACGAAUCCCACAGAGGAUAGGGAAGUGCUUUCCGGGAGUUGGCUUCCGUGUGGAUGCGGUCUUUCAGCAUGAAGGGUUCUUCUACUUCUUCCGUGGGUUGAGGCAAUUUGAGUACGACAUAAAGGCAAAGAACAUCACCCAAGUGAUGAAAACCAACACUUGGUUCCAGUGUAAAGAGCCGUUAAAUUCACCGUUCAAUGUGGUUGUCGAAGAAAAAACACAUUCAGUUGGUACAGUGAUGUUGCAUCAUCAAAGUGUAAGCCUCUUUGUUUUCACUAUUGUUCACGUGCUAACAAACAUGUACAGUUAACAAUA